AUGGAGAAGGGCAGGAGCGACACGAGGGAGAGAGCGAAUAAGAGCUGGCUAGAGAAUGAACCGGAACACAACAAAGAAAAGUAGGAGGGUGGGGACAGUGUAACAGUAGAAAAAAGGAGCAAAGCAUGGGAAUGGAAAACCAAGUCUAAUUAAACAUCAAAUUUCGCUUAAACACCUCGUUUCAGGCAAGGUAACGUAACGCACACAAAGCAAGGCAUGCCCCGUAUAUAAAUACUUCAUUCCCUGAACCGAACAAGUGAAGCAAGCACAUACACACAAAUCUGAUCCCCUGUUUCUACGACCUUAACUCCAUGGCAAAAGACACCGAGACUGCGGCACACAGUGGGUUGACACACAAGGACUACCGCGACCCACCACCGGCGCCACUGUUCGACGCCACCGAGCUCCGCAAAUGGUCCUUCUAUAGGGCCGUCAUAGCCGAGUUUGUCGCCACUCUCCUCUUCCUCUACAUCACCGUUUUGACCGUUAUUGGUUACAACAACCAGACGCAUGGCGGCGACCCUUGUGGCGGCGUUGGCAUCCUCGGCAUCGCUUGGUCCUUCGGCGGCAUGAUUUUUGUCCUCGUCUACUGCACCGCUGGCAUAUCCGGGGGUCACAUAAACCCGGCGGUGACGUUCGGGUUGUUUCUGGCACGGAAGGUAUCGCUGCUUAGAGCUAUUUCGUAUAUGGUGGCACAGUGCUUGGGUGCCAUAUGUGGUGUUGGGUUGGUGAAGGCUUUUCAGAAGAGCUACUACAACAGGUACAAUGGUGGUGCCAACAUGCUCGCUGAUGGCUACAGUAAAGGCACUGGCUUGGGCGCUGAAAUUAUUGGUACCUUUUUUCUUGUCUACACCGUCUUCUCUGCCACCGAUCCCAAGAGAAAAGCCAGAGACUCCCAUGUUCCCGUGUUGGCACCACUUCCAAUUGGGUUUGCAGUGUUUAUGGUUCACCUAGCCACCAUCCCUAUCACCGGCACUGGCAUUAACCCUGCUAGAAGCCUUGGACCUGCUGUCAUAUUCAACAAUGAAAAGGCAUGGGAUAACCAUUGGAUCUUCUGGGUCGGACCCUUCAUCGGUGCUGCAAUUGCUGCUAUCUACCACCAGUAUGUGUUGAGAGCCCAAGUUGCUAAGGCUCUGGGUUCUUUCAGGAGCUCCUCAAACCUGUAAUUCCCUGCAAGCUAAUUAAGCUUUGGGGCUUGAUUUAAUUAAUUGUAUGCUUAUAUAUAUACAUGAUGGAUUGCGAUUUGUAUCUACUAUAUAUUUGUGGUAACAACUCU
Gastrolobium bilobum is the source of this 1276-nucleotide messenger RNA. Its product is annotated as aquaporin PIP2-1-like. Gene Ontology annotation, molecular function: water channel activity. Gene Ontology annotation, cellular component: plasma membrane. The record is from RefSeq and is a predicted model, not a curated record. Gene Ontology annotation, biological process: transmembrane transport. The coding region runs from base 312 to 1166 and encodes 284 amino acids. The transcript has 4 exons. Lineage: Eukaryota; Viridiplantae; Streptophyta; Magnoliopsida; Fabales; Fabaceae.